Messenger RNA from Eruca vesicaria subsp. sativa (arugula), 1353 nucleotides. The record is from the annotation of a GenBank genome assembly. NCBI's taxonomy places the organism in Eukaryota, Viridiplantae, Streptophyta, Magnoliopsida, Brassicales, Brassicaceae.
AUGGAAUCGACGCCUCCUCCUUAUCGCCUAUCCAACACAAAAUCAGCCUCGCGUCUCGCUCGUGUCAACGAUUCGAAACAAGAAGAAGAAGAAGAAGCUCCACCCAAUCUCUGUCUUGAUUUGGUGUGUCUGUCUCCUAAGAGCAACGAUACUACUCCUUACCCAUCACCACCCCACGGAGCCUCUUCUUCUCCUGCUCCACUUCGCGAUAUCAUCCUUUCUUCUCCUUCCCCUCUCCGCAAGUCCAAGACCCGUUUAGCCGAACGACUCCAAAUGGCCUCUGAGGAUCAUGCGGCGGCGGCGGUUCCCAAGAAGGGAAACAAGGCGAAAGGAGGGCAAAAGGGUAAUUUGGCUUCUCCCAGGAAUCCCCGCAGAUCGAGGCGUAGGUCGGAGGCUGUGGCGGAGAAAGAAGCUAAUGUAGUGAUCGAAGAGCCCGUAAAACCCAGGAAACGGAAGCCCAACGCUCGCCCUAAGAAGGAUAAGCAAACCUCCGCUCCUAUUCCUCCUUGCUCGUCUUCACAUCUUCCAAAUGAUGAUGCUUCUUGUCAAAGCGAUCUCAAUCGGAUUGGAGAGAUUAUCAGUGAUUUGGUUAUGUGGAGGGAUGUUGCCAAAUCGACCCUCUGGUUCGGUCUUGGAUGUCUUUCUUUCCUUUCUUCUUGCUUCGCCAAAGGACUCAACUUUAGCCUUUUCUCGGCGGUUUCCAACCUCGGACUUGUGUUGCUUUGCGGCUCCUUCUUGUCAAACACUCUCUCUCAAAGGAAAAACGAAGGCACGAAGAGAGAGUUCCAUGUGAGUGAAGAUGAUGUCUUGCGCUUAACCAGACGAUUCCUUCCCGCUACCAACUUUCUCAUUUCUAAGACCACUGAGCUUUUCUCAGGGGAACCAUCCAUGACUCUCAAAGUGACCCCAUUUCUGCUAAUUGGAGCUGAGUAUGGCCACCUCUUAACACUCUGGAGACUAUCCGCAUUUGGUUUCUUCCUCAGCUUCACCGUUCCAAAGCUGUAUUCGUGUUACACCCAUCAGAUUAGCCAAAAAGUUGAAAGAGUGAAAACGAGAAUAGCUGAAGCAUGGCAAGUGUGCUCGCACAAGAAGAUCUUGGCAGGCUCUGCAUUGACAGCCUUCUGGAACUUGACAAGCAUUAGAACCCGGAUUUUUGCAGUGUUUAUCAUCCUAGUGAUAUUUCGGUAUAGGAGACAGAAUCUAGUACAGCUCAAUCCCGAGGAAGUUGAGCCUGUUGAAGAUGAGAAGCAAGAAGAAGAAACACCUCCACAGGAAGAACAGACGCAGCCACAAGAAGAGCAGCAAGCGUUAGCUAUGGUGGUUGCAGAAACCGAAGGAUCAAAGAAACUCUAG